AUGUCCUGUGUCAGAACGAGCAGUAUGUGUGCGCUGCUCGUGCUGGUGAUCCUCUCAGUGGGAACCGAAGUGAUCGCACAAACCGAGUACAAUUUAACGUUCGAUAGUGCCCCAACCGUCGUUAACAUCAACUUAAAAACUCGUGAACUGCGUGUCACUUAUUCCAACCUGGUGGUGCAACAGAUCCGACUCAGCUCGAACCUAGAUCCGGCGGCUCAAUACACCGAAACGGCCACCGGAUUCACCCUCACAAACGUUGCAACCGAUGGUACAGUGUUGGAACUCGCGAAAGAAGUAGAUAACGCGAGUUAUUCACUACUUUCCGUGACACGAAAUGGAGUACCGCGUAACGUCACGAUCGUAGACUGUGUCAAUCUGCUCAGCACCAACUGGUACGGUGGACCGCAGCAAAAGCAUCAGUACUGGCCGGUGCAGAAGUUGCGCUUCAAUCGCUACAGUAUGCUGUCGAAGGAGGCGGACAAUAGUGCCGUUGGGGAUCGGUACUGGCUGAACGCUCUCGGUUCGUUUCUGUACGUGGAUCCAUGGGCACCGCUGUUUGUCGAUCAAAACUAUGGUCAGCCGGGCUUUAUGUGUUUGGAGAGUCGUGCAGUUUUGCCGUACGAUACGUACGAAGCCAGUUACGACGUGCAGUACACGAUCGGUGUUGGGGCUGAUGCUCGGGCGGCACACAUGGCUGCCGUUGGGCGCAUCUUGGGCAAACCUACAGGCCAUCCGGCCGAAUCGAUGGUAACGGAACCGAUCUGGUCAACGUGGGCCCGGUACAAGCGUGACAUAAAUGAUGAGAUUGUGCGCAAGUUUGCCAGUGAGAUCAUUUCCAACGGAUUCGGCGGUCAGUACGAGCUGGACGACGAUUGGGAGUGGUGCUAUGGGGCGCUCACGUUUAAUCGAACCAAGUUCCCGGACAUUCGCAGCACAAUCACUGCGAUCCGGCAGCUCGGUUUUGCAAGGACCACUCUGUGGAUUCAUCCGUUCAUUAACAAAGGUUGCGAGCCGUGGUAUUCUGAGGCUCACAGGCGUGGCUAUCUGGUGGCCGAUCACUCCGGCAGCACUGAUACCGAAUGGUGGAACUCGGUGCGUGGUCAAGCGGCGUAUGUCGACUUUACAAAGGCGGAAGUUCGCGAAUGGUUCUCAAAACGAUUGCAAGCCAUUCUGGACGAGUCUGGCAUUGACAGCUUCAAGUUUGACGCCGGUGAAAGCAGCUGGACCCCACCGGAUCCGGUACUGAAUGGGCCGGCUGGUCGUCGGCCAAGCCAGAUCAUCGGUGACUAUCUGCGCACGGUAGCGCAGUUUGGCGAUUUGGUCGAGGUACGGUCCGCUCUCGGGACACAGGAUCUGCCCGUGUUUGUACGCAUGAUCGACAAAGAUUCUAACUGGGGCUGGAACAAUGGAUUGCCGACACUCAUCACCACACUGCUGCAGCUGAACAUGGUCGGCUAUCCGCUCGUACUGCCCGAUAUGGUCGGUGGCAAUGGGUACGACGAUAGUCCACCGUCGAAGGAAAUGUUCAUCCGCUGGUUGCAGGCGAACGUGUUCAUGCCGAGCAUACAGUACUCGUUUGUGCCGUGGGAUUUCGACAGCGAAACGGUCACCAUUGCCCUUGCCAUGACCGAGCUGCAUCGUAAGAUGUCACCGGCCAUCAUGGAGCGCUUUGCACUGGCCGUCUCGGAUGGAUUACCGGUCAAUCCACCGCUCUGGUGGAUCGAUCCGAGUGACGUUACUGCUCAACAGAUUUACGAUCAAUAUCUGCUCGGCGAUGACAUCAUCGCUGCACCGGUUAUUGUGGAGAAUGCGCGCGCUCGCGACAUCUACCUGCCACGUGGUUCCUGGACCGAUGGUAACACCGGUGAACAGCACACCGGACCGAAAUGGUUGCGAAACUAUUCGGUUCCCUUGUCGAUGGUGCCAUACUUCAUGCGGAAGGUUUCUUAG
Messenger RNA from Anopheles maculipalpis, 1950 nucleotides. Its product is annotated as myogenesis-regulating glycosidase-like. NCBI's taxonomy places the organism in Eukaryota, Metazoa, Arthropoda, Insecta, Diptera, Culicidae. The transcript is spliced from 2 exons. Gene Ontology annotation, molecular function: hydrolase activity, hydrolyzing O-glycosyl compounds. Bases 1 to 1950 code for a protein of 649 amino acids. Gene Ontology annotation, biological process: carbohydrate metabolic process. The record is from RefSeq and is a predicted model, not a curated record.